Messenger RNA from Ciona intestinalis (vase tunicate), 1014 nucleotides. NCBI's taxonomy places the organism in Eukaryota, Metazoa, Chordata, Ascidiacea, Phlebobranchia, Cionidae. The record is from RefSeq and is a predicted model, not a curated record.
UACUUAUUUUGUUCCACUGCUAGAUUAAUUAAAUUACAGUUUUGUUACACAUUGGUAUCAAUAUGGGCUGUUGUUCUGGAAUCAUUAAGUACCUGCUGUUUCUGUUUAACGUCCUCUUCUGGAUUGCAGGUGGUGCAGUUCUUGGCAUUGGUAUUUACUUGUUAGUAGCAAACAAUGUUCAAGCUGUUGUACAAGUCGCUGGUAUCCAGUUUUACUACGCAGGAUGUUACGUUCUUAUCUCUGUGGGUUGUGUUAUGUUCGUGGUCGGUUUCUUUGGAUGUUGUGGAGCUAUUAAGGAAAACAAAUGUCUUCUCGGCACGUAUUUUACUUGCUUGCUGAUCAUUUUCCUCGCUCAAGUCGGUAUUGGCAUAUGGGCUCUCGUGUCGCAAUCAUCGAUUGAAACCGAAAUUAAGAAAGGCUUGAACUCCACAUUACCACUGGACUACAGCAAAAGUGACGCUUAUGCCAACACCGUUGUUGCUGUUCAACAGAGCUUCAAAUGUUGUGGAUUGGUCACCGGUUGUACGGAUUGGAUUGGAGGAAACACCACCGGUUGUUCGUGCACCCCUGUUAUCACCAACAGCACUGUGUGUGCAGUGCCAUCUAGCGGAACUUGUAUAAAUGGUGACACGCCGGGAGGUGCUAUCUACACCUCGGAUUGUUACGAUGCCAUUAUAAAGUUCAUCAACGACAACAUAUACUUGAUAGCAGGGAUUGGGCUUGGCAUUGGUUUGGCUGAGAUAUUCGGGAUGAUAUUCGCCUUGGUAAUGUGUAGGUCGGAAAAAAGCGGUUACGAAACAUAUUAAGAGAUGGAAGCUACCAAAUGAAUGAACAUUUAGUUCACAAUGGUGGCAAAAAAAACUACAUUUGCACAUCACCAGCUAUAUAUAUAUAAUGUACCACCUAACAUAUACGAAGCAAUCUUAUAUUUCAGUGCCUUUUAAUUCGGCCAAGUAAUCAUGUUCAUAAUUUUUAAUUAUCAUCAAUUUAUUACAACAUUUUACUCCUCGAAAA